AUGAGGAUUGUGAGUACUCGCGAGAAAGAUGGAAGGACUUAUGAUACUCCAACUACGUCUGAGGUGGCAGCAUUAAUUCCUGGAGACUUUAAUUUGGAGAUGGACAGGCGUGAUAUUGAUUUACAGGAAAAACAAACCGGCAGUUUAAAAAGAAUUAGUGAGAUACAUCCUUCUUAUCUUGCACUUCAAUAUCCCCUUAUUUUCUCAUAUGGUGAAGAUGGAUUCAGACUCGGUAUUAAAAAAAGGGAUUCUCCUGCUGCUGACAGAUUGAAGAGAAAGGAUAUAAGUAUGAGGCAAUGGUUUGCUUUCCGUCUUUUUGAAAGAGAUGGCGAGUGCCAGACUCAGCAGUUUCUGGUUGAUGCAUUCACAACUAUCGAAACUAACCGUAUCUGUUUAUUGAAGCAGAAUCAGAAAAGUUUGAGGUCAGACAGUUACGACUCGAUCAAACAGUCUGAGAACGAUGGGAAAAUUGAUAUGAAUGAUAAGGGUUCAAGAUUUAUUUUGCCAGCAUCUUUCACUGGUUCACCGAGAUACAUGAAGAAUAACUAUCUAGACGCAAUGGCUAUUUGUAAACAUUAUGGUUUCCCUUCGUUGUUUAUCACGUUUACAUGCAAUCCAAAAUGGCCGGAGAUUACAAGAUAUCUAUCCCAGCGGAAUUUGAAUGCAGAAGAUAGGCCUGAAAUCGUCUCAAGAGUUUUCAAGAUGAAGUUGGAAUCACUUAUGACAGUUUUAACAGAUGGCGAGCUCUUAGGCAAAACUCUGGCAUCGAUGUAUACAGUUGAGUUUCAGAAACGUGGGUUGCCGCACGCUCACAUAUUGUUAUUCAUGCAUCCUAGUUCUAAGAUUCUCACAACCGACCACAUUGACCAGAUCAUUUCAGCUGAGAUUCCAGAAAGAGAUGAAGACCCUGAACUCUAUGAAGUGGUUAAAGACAUGAUGAUUCAUGGUCCUUGUGGUGUUGUCAACUCUAAAUCACCGUGUAUGGAGAACAGAAGAUGUUCCAAACAAUUUCCGAAGGCUUUUUCGUCCAACACUACUGUUAAUAAAGCGGGCUUUCCAAUCUACCGGAGACGUGAUGAUGGUCAUUUUGUUGAGAAAAAAAGAGCUCAUAUUAAUGUUGAGUGGUGCAAUCAGUCGAGAUCUAUCAAAUACUUAUUCAAGUAUAUCAACAAGGGACAGGAUCGGAUUACUGUUACUGUUGCACCGCCGAAAGAAGUAGGAUCAUAUGAUCACAGUGAGUUGAACCAAAAUGGAGAUCAAGAACAAAAAAAUGAAAUUAAAGAUUUUUUCGAUGGCAGAUAUGUAUCUGCUUGUGAAUCUGCAUGGAGAACUCUAAAGUUUCCUAUUCACUACAGAUCGGUGCCUGUUGAGAAAAUACAGUUUCAUUUGCCAGGAAAGCAGAAUAUAAUGUUUAAGGACGACGACACAUUUGAGGAAGUUAGUGAGGUUGCUAGAAAGCUGACUCUAGCUGAAAUUCCUACAAGGUUUAUUUGGAACAAAAAGGAAAGAAAAUUACAAGAAAGAAAAAGGGGUUUCUGCCUUGGGAGGAUUAACUAUGCACCCAAGAAGUUUGAGGAAGCAUAUUAUCUGCGUGAAUUGCUGAAUAUUGUCCGUGGACCAACCAGUUUUGAAGAUAUAAGGACUUUCAAUAAUGUGCUAUAUCCUUCGUUCAAGGAAUGCUGUUUUGCUCGGGGUUUAUUAGAAGAUGACCAAGAAUGCAUUGAUGAUAUAGUCAGGUCAAGCUUCACGAGUUCUGCAGCCUGUCUACGACAUUUAUUUGCUGUUAUGCUCAUGUCGAUGACCUUAUCAAUGCCAGAAAAAGUUUGGGAAAAUACAUGGGAGUUUCUUUCAGAAGACAUUGAGUAUAGGCUGAGAAAACGGUUGAACAGACAAGGCGGACUUUUCUUUGUUUAUGGAUUUGGUGGUACUGGGAAGACGUUUUUGUGGAGAUUAUUAUCUGCUCCUAUUAGAUCCAGAGGUGAGAUUGCGUUGAAUGUUGCAUCAAGUGGUAUUGCUUCCCUUCUGUUACAAGGAGGAAGGACUGCACAUUCUAGAUUCGGUAUACCAAUCAAUCCAGAUGAGUACUCUUUUUGUAAUUUGCCACCAGGGACAUAUGCUGCUAAUUUGGUUAAAGAAGCCUCUAUGAUUAUUUGGGAUGAAGCACCGAUGAUGAGCAACCUGUUUUGA
Raphanus sativus (radish) is the source of this 2187-nucleotide messenger RNA. RefSeq lists its product as uncharacterized. Gene Ontology annotation, biological process: DNA repair; telomere maintenance. Gene Ontology annotation, molecular function: DNA helicase activity. Bases 1 to 2187 code for a protein of 728 amino acids. The transcript is spliced from 6 exons. Lineage: Eukaryota; Viridiplantae; Streptophyta; Magnoliopsida; Brassicales; Brassicaceae. The record is from RefSeq and is a predicted model, not a curated record.